AUGCCAUCUCCAAAGUGGAUUGUUCUGUUACCUAUCGUCUUCUUAGGAAGCUUUAUAUCGAUUAUAUUGAACUCUUAUAUUGUGAUUAUGGAUGUCAAAAGCAUCAAACAUGGCCAAAAGCUGAACCCAUCUCAUCUGAUCCAUCUUCUGCGAGGACUGGUGAACAUUCCCCUACAGUGCAGUCUGACAGCACAGGGAUUACUCUAUGUCAUUUGUGCUUCUGUGCUGUCAAUUAAGGAAGUGUACCUUCCAUUAAUCAUAAUUCAGCUUACAAUGACUUACUGCAGCUUUUGGCUGACUGCCUGGCUCUGUGCCUACUACUGUACCACCAUCACCAACUUCAGAUAUGGGCUCUGUGUUUGGUUACAGAGGAUCAGCUCAUCUUCCCUUCUGCUGCUGCUUCUCCUCACAGCUGGUGGAACAUUUCUCAUGGGUCUCCUGUGCAUAUGGAAUGUGACAUUUGAAGCAGAAGUGAAAGGUUCUGAGAAUAGUACAGUAGGAACCUCUUUUAUCAGUGGUACAUUUAUUGCGAAUCCCUUGUAUUCAGUAAUAGCCACCUGUCUAGGCUGCGGGCUGCCAUUUAUCCUCGUACUCUACUCUAUAAUACUGACGGUCUACUCUCUUAUGAGGCACGUGUAUAACAUGAAGCAGAGUGAUUCUGGAUUUACUCGCCCUAAACUCCAAGCCCACAUCAAUGCUAUAAGAACAGUUACCCUGAUCCUCAUAGUCUUUGUAACCUUCUGCAUAGCUGAGAUUGUGUUGUCCACAGCUAAAUUUAGUACUAUCCCGGAUGACAAGCUUUUAACCAGCUGGUCCAUAGUGAUGUUCUAUCCAGCAGCAGAGUCCAUCAUCGCUAUCCAGGCCAGCUCCAAGCUCAGGAAGAUGAUUGUGGAGAAGGUUUCUGCUGUUUGCUGGAGAAAUACGAAAGCUGGGAAUUAG
This is a messenger RNA of Pseudophryne corroboree (corroboree frog), 939 nucleotides long. Its product is annotated as taste receptor type 2 member 40-like. Gene Ontology annotation, cellular component: membrane. The record is from RefSeq and is a predicted model, not a curated record. Gene Ontology annotation, molecular function: G protein-coupled receptor activity; bitter taste receptor activity. Lineage: Eukaryota; Metazoa; Chordata; Amphibia; Anura; Myobatrachidae. Bases 1 to 939 code for a protein of 312 amino acids. Gene Ontology annotation, biological process: G protein-coupled receptor signaling pathway; sensory perception of taste. The transcript has a single exon.